AUGGCUGAUUUGUUUCAAGAGUUAUUAAACCCGCCUAGCUCAGCCGACCGUCGUUCAAAUGACAAAACUCAGACUGAUCCUGUUGCCCUCCAAUAUCUUUCCUCAUUGGCUUCUAUGCCCCUUUCUCAAUUAGAUGGCUUCGAACAGCAAUCCUUAGCCCAAUCUUCUCAUUCACUACACCUCGCCUUGCAGGCCCUUUCUAAACGUUCUCAUAAGUCUAUCAUCAACUCGGCAGCUAAUCAUGCACACCUUGGUACUACGCUUCCUACUCUAGCAGCCUCGGCCACUGACUUAACGGCCGCGAUACCUAAGUUAGAUAAUGAAGCAGUUCGUUUUUCAACUACUUACCAUAAGUCUGGAGACAAUGAACUUCUUAAUGCUCGGAAGCGAGCCCUGUUAUUAUCGAGAAAUGUCGAACGAUUAGUUGACGUGCUUGAUCUCCCUACUUUACUCUCUACUGCCAUCUCCACAGGCUCUUCUGCCCCGGCUGCAAAUUAUGCAUCCGCGCUGGAUCUUAACGGUCAUAUCCGUCGACUGCAUGGCCUAUACCCCGACUCACCUUUGGUGGCAUCUGUUUCCACACAGGCCGAUGAAGCUAUGCAGGCCAUGGCCAAAAACUUGAUAAUGGGCCUACGCACACCCGGUCUCAAGCUAGCAUCUGCCUUGAGAACGGUCAGCUGGCUCCGAAGAGUCAUACCGGAUCUUGAUACUACCGGCGCCACUGGAAAUGGCGGAGGGCUAGGAGCUUUGUUCCUCGUAUGCCGUCUGUCGACACUCAUCAAUAUGCUAGCUGCCUUGGAGCCACUUCGUGAGCUAGCGGAACAGGAAAGGAUACGGCAACAGCAAAACCCAACAGGGAGCGCCUGGUCUGGAGGACAGCAAACAGAGCGAUACCUCAAGCGUUACAUAGAGAUAUUCAGGGAACAAAGUUUUGCCAUCAUCUCAAUGUUUAGGAGUAUAUUUCCUACGCACACAAAUGAGACGCCGUCAAAAACAACCAAUAAUGACCCUCUACAGCCUGUACCAUCCGCAGGAUCAACAUUCUUAUUUCACCUUAUCGAGAUGUUAAUGGAGACGCUCCGGAUUUACCUACCAACUGUUAAAGACCAGCCGUCCCGUGACAGUUUAUUAACACAAGUUCUUUACUGCGCCGGAAGUCUUGGGCGUCUUGGGGGAGACUUUGGGAUCCUGCUAGCCACUAUCGAUGUCGGAGAUGAAGCAGAAGAUGAAUGGGUCGAGGUAAUUAAGCGUCACCGGCUCAUGGCAGGUCGUCUAGAAUCAAUAGUCGGCGGUAAAGAGAAAGGGGCCGCAGAGCCCAUCAAGACAUAA
Daldinia childiae is the source of this 1329-nucleotide messenger RNA. Its product is annotated as Conserved oligomeric Golgi complex subunit 8. Gene Ontology annotation, cellular component: COG complex. The transcript has a single exon. Gene Ontology annotation, biological process: intra-Golgi vesicle-mediated transport; cytoplasm to vacuole targeting by the Cvt pathway. Lineage: Eukaryota; Fungi; Ascomycota; Sordariomycetes; Xylariales; Hypoxylaceae. The record is from RefSeq and is a predicted model, not a curated record. The coding region runs from base 1 to 1329 and encodes 442 amino acids.